Stylonychia lemnae is the source of this 2619-nucleotide messenger RNA. NCBI's taxonomy places the organism in Eukaryota, Ciliophora, Spirotrichea, Sporadotrichida, Oxytrichidae. The record is from the annotation of a GenBank genome assembly.
AUGCAUGAAGUUCUUGUUGUAGUAAAAAAUUAACAAAUGAUUGACAAAGUAAGUUCUAAUUUCAAAAAUGAAGAGAAUAUCAAAUUCCUUGAGAGCUUAGAUGUGGAAGAUUUCGCAAAGAUUCUAUAAACUCAUUAUAACUUUGUAAAUGGAGAGUAUAUAGUCUUAAUUCAUGCAAAAACUAUCAAUAAAAUGGAUAGAACUAAAGAAUAGAUUAGUUAAAUGAAAACUUAUUCAUGUAAUGUAAUAGUAUCAGAUAUAGAUAUAGUUAAUGAAGUUGGUGAACUCUUGGACAACUCAUACUUAAUUAAUAUCGAUUAUGCCAGAAAUCUUGACCAAAUCAUAUUUAAAUUAGAUUUCAGAUUUGAAGCCUCUCUUAUGAUAAGGAAGGGAUAUUUAGCAUAAUUUAUGAGAAAUUCAACUUAAUUAAACAGAUAUUAUCUGGUAGAUUAGAUUGUGAAGGAUGAUCAAGUUUGUCAUAUGAAUGCUUCAUAGAUAUAAAUCUCCCUAAUUAAUUAUCAAGAAAGUUAUAUUGACUCAAUAAAUAGACUUUAACAAGAUUCUUUAAAAUAUUUGCAAUACAAUGCUUUCUUGAAUGAUAAAAAUAUAAGAGUCACAACAUAACAAUUUUUUAAAAUCAUAAACUGUACUUUCGAUUUCUUAGGUUGUGACGAAGAAAUUCUUGAUAUAAUUGGGCAUCUUUUGAUAAUGAAUUAUUUGACUGACAGAUAAUUGCAAGCACAUCAUCUUAAACUAAAAUACCUUAAUCAAACUGAUUUCAUUUUCAAUUAUCUUACAAAAUUAAAGAAAGUAAGAGAAAAUUUAAUUGAAUAUCCAUUAGUCUCGGUGAUAAUGGCUUCAUAUAACAGAGAUUACUAUCUUUUGAAAUCAAUUUAGUAUGUUCUUUAAUAAACCUAUGUUAACUGGGAGCUUCUUAUUUCUGAUGAUGGAUCUAAUAAUCCAAAAACUCUGCAAAUUCUUCAGCUGGCCUAAAAUCAUCCAAGGAUUAGAGUGUUUUAUCUAUACACAAAUUAGUAUAAUGUAUUUGCAUAUAAUCAUGCUAUUACAUAAGCAAGGGGAGAGUAUCUAGCAAUUCAUGAUGAUGAUGAUAUUAUGAUGCCGUAUAGAUUAGAAUAUCAAGUAGAUUAUCUACGGAAAAACUCAGAAUAUGAAAUAUGUGCAGCAGGUUUUAUACACGCGUCUGAGAUAGGUAAGCCAUUUGCCUAUGGUUCAAAUUAUGAGAGAAGUUUUGCUGAUACAUAUUUCUCAUUUCUAAUCCAAAAUCAUGUAGCUCACAGUACUAUAACUGUUAAGUUAACACAGAGAAUGAAAUAGCAUUUUAUUUACAAUCAUUAGACAGCCUGUGAUUAUUCUCUUUGGUUAAAACUACUUUUUGAGCUUAAUGAGGAUAUUAAAUUUGCAGUAUUGGGUAAUUAUGUAACUGGAAUAAGGUAUCAUAAUAAAAGACUCACUUACUAAAACUAUGAAGCAUCUCACUACACGAAAUGGAUGCCAUUAAAAUAAAUUGAAAUUGCUGAGAAGAUAUAUCCAGAGAUUUUCGAUAGAAUGGGAGCGUAAUGCUUUUAGAGAUUAUUUUAUACACUUAGAUUUGAUUCAGGAAAUAUCGAGGUCUCCUAAGAUUAAGAUAUUCAGACAUAUUUUAUCUCAAUCUUAAAAGCCCUUUAAAAAUAACCAUCUAUGUCUUAUUAAGAUAUAAAAUCAUUUGAUAGAACGUUUAACUAAUUAUAUUAAGGAUACAUAUAUUCUCUCAGAAACAACAUGAUUUCCAUAAUGCCUUCAAAAAGAACAUUUGCCUGUAUAUAUCAUCAUGGCAACAUUCAACCAUUACUUAUUCAUAUUGAUCAAUUAAAAGUUUAUGUUGAUUAUUUCAUAGUAAUUUACUUAACAACAUCGGCCGAAUCAGUGAGAAUAAAAGACCUUUAAAAAAAUAAAGUUAUUAAAGAUAACAAACAAAAAAUAUCUUUUGAAUUAAAAAAAGUUUCAGUCGAGCAGGUUGAGACGUACAAAAAAGAAGUUAAUGAUGAGAUGUUUCAAUUUUUUGUAAAUCAUCUAGUUUAAUAGAAUAUAUCGUACCAUGAAUAUGUCAUUAUAGCUUAGUCUACUGAAUUAAUAAAUCCUUACUAGCUGAGAAGAUUCUAAAAGCUAAAUACAGAUUUCGGUAUCUUCGGAUUAAGAAAGCAUUUUUCUAGACAAAAUUAAGAUAAUGAACAAUAUAUAAGAUCUAAAAUAAUGACAUAUUAACUAUUUGAGAAAAUGGGAUUUAAGAAAGCCAGAGAUUUUGUUAUAGAUCCAGAUAUUUUUAAAUAAAUAAACUAACCAGUUUUCGAGGAUAAGCUUUAGACCUUAUUUUUUAAUGAUGAUUACUAUAAUAUUCAUACAAUGAAAGAUGCAGGUAUCUAUUUCGAGGAUUAUGAUUGUGGAGAUCUUUAUAAUGAUUAAAAUUUAUCAAGCAUUAAUAAUGCUAAGACUUAAUAAGAAAUGUCGUUCGCGGAAAAAAGGAAACUUAGCAAUUUUUAUGGAACUAUUCAAGAUUAACUAAAGUCUUAGUGUCCAAUAAAACAUAAAAAAGUUUCAAGCAGACCAUAUACUGAGCUUUGA